AUGCAGCUUUUCAUCGCCAAGAUCACUGCCAUUUUCCUUCUCUUCUCUUUUGCUUUUGCCAACCUUCACGACAGCUGUAAAUGCCGCAACAGCGAAAGUGACAACUCGCGCAUGACUACUUCAGCUUGCGAGACCUACUCCAACAAGAACUACAAAUGGGGAAAAAGCGCAUACGAUGCGGCCUCUGGACUUUGCAUUAAGAGCAGUCAAACUGACCAAAUCGCUGGUAACGAGUGGGAAGCCGCCUGCCGCGAGGUUGCCGUCUCGGGCUUCCCAUGCGCAGACGGUAAGGGCCAUUGCACGGCUGAUCCCAACGAAGUCCGUGGCAAAUGCUAA
Colletotrichum spaethianum is the source of this 336-nucleotide messenger RNA. RefSeq lists its product as uncharacterized. NCBI's taxonomy places the organism in Eukaryota, Fungi, Ascomycota, Sordariomycetes, Glomerellales, Glomerellaceae. The transcript is spliced from 3 exons. The record is from RefSeq and is a predicted model, not a curated record. Bases 1 to 336 code for a protein of 111 amino acids.